AUGAAUUUUUUUCUGUGUGGUGUUCUAGUUGGGUUAUUAAUAUCUGAAGUCGAAGUAUCUCAGGCUAUUCUUUGUAAGGAAGCGUCUCUUUCUUGUCCUGUCAUAACUCGCAAUCAUCGCCGACUUAAAGGCUUCACGUUCAAAACAUUUCACCUUGCAAGCCUGAUAUCCUGUGGUUUGCUAUGUCAGAGAGACCCUCGAUGCGUUUCAACAAAUUUCAGAAAAGUUUUCAAAAGUGAGGGAACCUGUGAGUUGAACGACAGAGGAGUUCUCCUUACUGAGAAAGGAAACGAAUUGGAAUACAACGAAGAAGCAAUUUACACUCAAUUUUACGACACGAAGGUAACAAAAAAAUGAUCCAAAAAAGACCAAGAAGAAGGUGUUAUUGACUCCUCGAGACACUUGUCUUUUAUUCGUGGUGUCUUUCUCAUAAAAUCGUCAUAUUUCGACGACAGAUGUGAAAACUUUCCAUCUGUCAUAUUUUUCUUUGAAUGUUUUUAUCGUUUGGUCCUAAAGUAGUUUGACGUGUAUGUGGGUAAAAUGGUGGUUUUUUAUCUUUUUUUUUUUAAAGGCGAAUGGACCACAUUUCACUGAGUGCUGGUCAUCAAAAUGUUGUACUGUCGUUUAAAGUAAAAUGAGAAAUUUUGGGAAUUUAAAUCUCGAUAUCAUUGGAUUCAAUAUAUGCAAACUGCUCCGAAGCUCAAUAAAGUUAAAUAUAUUUUAAGUUGAAAGUUCUUAAAUAAAUUCAGGUGGACCGAGAGUAGGUCAUACGGAUUUAGUACACAGAAUUCAGUAUAAAAUUUUAGCUUGAAGCUAAAACUUUCAAGAUCUUUCUAAAGGCCUUCAAUUAGCUCACUAGUGCAGUCUCCAUACGGUGAUAAACCCAGAAGACUAAUUGAUUUCCCGAUGAAAUAAAAAAUGAAUGAUUUUUUGUUUUCAGCACCACGGUCAGGCCUUCAAGGAAGAUUUAAAAGUCGUCAACUGCAAAUGUAAGUAGCGUUGAUUUGAAAGGUAUUCUUGAGAUUAAAGUCAACGACUUCGUGUUUAAAUAACAAUGAGUUACUUGUCCCGGCUGCUUCUAGUCUCUCCGCCAAUAGGUGCGGAGUCUGUCGUCUUCGCGAACCUUCGCGGACCCUUACAAACAUUCUCCGAACCUGCUUGAAACAUUUAGAUUCUUACAGUUUCCUUGAAAGUCCUCGAAUGUUGGCAAAAAAAUUGCUAAGGAAAAUGUUGCCUAGUUUACUUCUAAAUUAAUGUGGAAAUCAAGCCUUUAAUUCCCAUGAGUGACCAAGACAGAAUUUCUCCUUACAAUAACCAUACAAUAUCAAUCAGACAGGUGAUGAGAAUAAUGAAAAAGAUAAGUUUGAGAAUUUUCUAAUUGAUCCAGUACAAAUUCUCAGAACUAGCAUCAUAAGAGUUGUAUAGAAGUCAGUAAGGAGAAUUAAUAAUGAGAUCUUGGGCACUGAAGGGUUAAGGAAACAAGAACCUGCUGAAGAAGCCGAGGACACUCACUGCGUUAUUCACAACUUCAAAUGCUGAUGUGCCUACAAAAUGCAUCGCGAAAACAUGAUAGCGUUGAGUCAUCAAUAUGGGAAGCAAUUUAAACAUAUCCAGGAAUUAGACAUUAUAGACUCCAGUGAUUCAAAAACCUCUGGAUACUCCAAAGGUGCCGCAGUAAAUUUUAACCGUUUUGGCUACGAAUUUUCAUUUGCAGUAGAGCUUCGACCAUCACUUGUAAGUCGGAGAGAUUUAACUCACGCGAAAGUUUUUAUCUUUAUCAAACUUUUUUUUAUUAUAAUGCUUGAGAUAAAGUAGAAAGGUGAAAGUACACUUACUUUUACAUUUCUAUUCAACCGUUUUUAAAAUCAUCCUUUACUCCGUGGUAAACAAAUCAAUGUCUGUGCGAUUGCAUUUGUCUGUCUCAAUUUCAGGUGCGGAAUCACCAAAAGCCCCAGUUCCCCUCGGCAUGGAAAGCGGUGCUAUUUUUGACUCACAGAUCACCGCUUCCUCCGUGAAAAAUGAUUACUUUGCCGCACCGAAUGCUAGAUUACAUUUCAAAGGAUCCAAAAACCCGCUUAAACGUGCUGGCUGGGUACCUAAAGUGAUAAACACCAGCCAAUGGCUGCAAGUGGAUCUUAAGCAAACCACAAGGGUAAUAGGCAUAGCGACGCAAGGGAGACAUGAUUACCUUCAGUGGGUUACUAAAUACAAGCUACAAUAUGGCGAUGAUGGACUAUUUUUCAGAGUUUACAAGCGAAACGGAGACGUAUCAGACACGGUAUGAAAAAGUAUGCUUAAUUGAAAAAACCUUUUUGCGGAGAAAAAGUCACCGUGAGGAAUAGAACCUUUUUGUAUUCUGCAUUCUGAUUCUCUUCCACUGAGCCACAAAGCAGUUACACUAGGCUGGGCCAUAUACUCUCUGUCAUUGAACCAACAGAAGAGCAUUCACGAAAGUUAUAGGUUGAGAGUAACUCGUACUGUAAAAAAAAAAACUUACGCUCGUUAAUUUUACGCCCAAAUAUAUUCUACUCAGGUUUUCCCAGGAAACGAGGACAAAGCCACAGUAGUUUACCACGAUCUUAACCCGCUCAUUUAUGUUCGCUAUGUUCGAGUUAUUCCGAUGGAAUGGAAAGGGAUGAUCGCCAUGAGGAUUGAGCUUUAUUCUUGA
Messenger RNA from Pocillopora meandrina, 2668 nucleotides. Lineage: Eukaryota; Metazoa; Cnidaria; Anthozoa; Scleractinia; Pocilloporidae. The record is from the annotation of a GenBank genome assembly.